CUGCGAGAGAUUGCAUUGCAGACUUGCAGUUGUCAAUCACGUUCAAGGUUCAAGUCGUUCUACUCCUCCUUCGCACUUCACAGUCUUCGUUUCUCAAUGGUCAAUAGUUUGCAAAUGAUGUCUUUGUCGAGAGAAAGGCGUCUAGGCGAAUACAUCCGCCCACCUUCCAGGACGGUCGCCUCUGCCUUCUUUGAUGCUUCUUUAAAGGAACAAGCCAAGUCUUUUUCUGCUUUGACGGCUCCUCAAUAGUACAACAUCUUCAAUCUGGGAUCGCCCUCUUCGGCUGCACUUGUACAGGUCAAUCACGCAGAACCAGGUUGAUCCCUUUGUGCAAAUUCGCGAUUUUGGGUGUAUUUCACUUCAAUUCUCUGUUUUCGUAUCUGGGUUCGAGAGAGAUUGCAUUUGAGUGGAUUUUUGGAGCUAUUGCUAUAUGGGUUCGCUUCCUCUGUCGAUUUGGUCAACUGGGUAUCUAAGAAUUCUAUGGAAUCUCUAGUGGUGGGUUUCACAUGGUUUCACAAUCUGAAGCCUUGUAUUUGACUUCACUGUAGUGGAUUCUGGACUUCAAACUCUCCUGCCAUCUGGGUUGUAUCGGUUAUUUAAACGGGUGUCGAGAAUUUUGGUUGAAUUUUGUGAGGUACUUCGCUUUUAUUGCGUUUUGUUUGGCUGGAACCUGGAAGCCUGGUAAAUAUGGAGAUGAUUCCCUAUAUUCAUUAGUAGUAAAAACAAUGGAUUUUGGGGGCGUUAGUUCUUUGAAAAUGGCUUUAGUUGGAUUGACUCUCUUGGUGUUAAUACAGUUGCCGGAAAGCUUUGUCUAUGGUUCAGUGAUUCAGUUAAAGGGCUGUGGAGUUCAUCGACUUGCCCAUGCAAUAUCUUCGGAUGAAGAGUUGUUUUACAUAAACGGGAACAAGGUAGACAAAGUUACUUUCUGUAAUUCCCUUGAAUUCCACGUAAAUGGAUGUUCCCGUCAGUCGGGUUUGGAAGAAUGGCAAGGACUUGGAAGGAAAUACUGUGGUUUGGAGUUGGAGCUGUACAGAGUGAGGUUGCCACAGAGGGUGGGGAGAAAAAAUCGGCGUGUGUUGGAAACAAAAGAAGGUACUUUACAUAAGCUGGAUGAGAAGUUUCAUGCAGGAGAAAAUAAUACUGAUCACAAUUCUUGGUUAACCCCAAAGACCCUGGCCAUGGCUGUGCCAGGAAUGCUUCUUCUCUGUUGCGUUGUACUUUGUCCUUGUCUCCAUUCAAGAAGGAAAGAAGCCGAGAGUGCUUUUGUUGCCAAGGACCCAAGUACAAGAGGUUCAGUUACAAUGGAGGUAAUUUCUGCUUCUGAGAAGAUCCCACCCAGUCCACAUAGAGUGCCACCUAGUCCUCGCUUCCCAAUGUCACCACCAAGAUUUAGUAGAGUUGGAUCUGUACAUCUCAACAUGAGUCAGAUUAUCAAAGCUACCAACAAUUUCUCACAGUCACUUCAGAUAGGUGAAGGAGGUUUUGCAACUGUUUACCAGGCCCAGUUGCAAGAUGGGCAAGUUGUUGCCAUCAAGAGAGCAAAAAGGGGACAGCGUGAGAACCUACGGACUGAAUUCAGCAGUGAAGUAGAACUACUAGCCAAAAUUGAACAUCGGAAUCUAGUGAGGCUACUUGGUUAUGUUGAUAAGGGAAAUGAGUGUGUUAUCAUUACAGAGUAUGUUCCGAAUGGUACUCUUAGGGAGCAUCUGGAUGGUCGGCGGGGGAAAAUCUUGGAUUUCAAUCAGCGGCUGGAAAUUUCCAUUGAUGUAGCCCAUGCCCUGACUUAUCUCCAUCUAUAUGCAGAGAAGCAAAUAAUCCACCGAGAUGUGAAAUCCUCCAACAUUCUGCUGACCGAGAGCUACAGAGCCAAAGUAGCUGAUUUUGGCUUUGCAAGACUUGGUCCAAAUGAAGCUGAUCGAACACAUAUAUCAACCAAGGUUAAAGGGACUGCUGGUUACCUUGAUCCUGAAUACCUGAAGACCUACCAACUCACCUCCAAGAGUGAUGUGUAUUCUUUUGGUGUUCUUCUUGUGGAAAUUUUUACUGGCCGUCGCCCAGUGGAGCCAAAGAGAGCUGCUCCAAAGGAGAAGAUUACAAUCAGAUGGGCCUUCCAGAAGUUUAAUGAUGGAGAUUUGGUGGCAUUGGCGGAUCCUUUAAUGGAGGAAGUAGUAAGUGCAGAAGUACUCACAAAAAUGUUUGAAUUGGCGUUCCAGUGCGCUGCACCUACACGGGCUGAUCGGCCAGACAUGAAAGAUGUUGGGAAGAAACUAUGGGGAAUAAGGAUGGACUAUCUUAGAAGUGUCAACAAAACAUAAUACACAACUUGAGGAUGGAAUUUUAUGGUCAUGAGUCUUCAGUUUGCAGCAUUUCAGAAAAACAUAGUUGUCUUUUGGCCUCCCGGUAUUCCAUUCUUUGUUCUAAUUAUUGUGGAUGUUCUAUAUUUUACUAGCCAACUUGGCAACACCAGGUUUCUGAUGUCGUUCUGUUACCUGAUUUAGUGAAAGGUAAAAAGGAGUGAUAGCUACAAAAUAUAGCUUCUUGUGUCCUCUGACUGUUUGAUCACAAACUGGUCUAUUGAAAAUUAUUGCAAGCUAGAUCACUUACAUGAA
Molecule: messenger RNA, 2609 nt
Organism: Nelumbo nucifera (sacred lotus)
Lineage: Eukaryota; Viridiplantae; Streptophyta; Magnoliopsida; Proteales; Nelumbonaceae
Product: calmodulin-binding receptor-like cytoplasmic kinase 3
Biological process (GO): protein phosphorylation
Molecular function (GO): protein kinase activity; ATP binding
Source: RefSeq, a predicted model, not a curated record